This is a messenger RNA of Cucumis sativus (cucumber), 1589 nucleotides long. RefSeq names its product 7-dehydrocholesterol reductase. Bases 125 to 1432 code for a protein of 435 amino acids. NCBI's taxonomy places the organism in Eukaryota, Viridiplantae, Streptophyta, Magnoliopsida, Cucurbitales, Cucurbitaceae. Gene Ontology annotation, cellular component: endoplasmic reticulum membrane. Gene Ontology annotation, biological process: brassinosteroid biosynthetic process; sterol biosynthetic process. Gene Ontology annotation, molecular function: oxidoreductase activity, acting on the CH-CH group of donors, NAD or NADP as acceptor. The record is from RefSeq and is a predicted model, not a curated record. The transcript has 13 exons.
AACAAACGAAAGAGGAAAAGUACCCAUCUCGUAUUCAAUAUUCAAAUCCCAACUCCAUUUGAGUCAACUCAUUUCUCAGGUGAGCUCACCACAGUCUCCCAGAGAAAACUCAUACGCCUCAAAAAUGGCGGAAGGAUCCAACACUGUACACUCACCCUUCCUCACUUAUGUUUCCAUGUUAUCUCUUCUCACUCUCUGCCCUCCCUUUGUUAUCUUACUAUGGUACACCAUGGUUCAUGCUGAUGGGUCUGUUUCUCAGACUUGGAAUUACUUAUAUCAAAAUGGGUUCGAGGGAUUUAUUAAUAUAUGGCCAUCGCCCUCUGCUACUGCUUGCAAGAUAAUUGGAUGUUAUGCUGCCUUUGAGGCUGCUCUUCAGCUUCUUUUACCUGGAAAGAGGGUUUUGGGCCCGGUCUCUCCAACGGGAAAUCAACCUGUUUACAAGGCAAAUGGCGUGGCUGCCUACAUAGUGACACUGCUUACUUAUGUUGCUCUUUGGCGGUUUGGGAUAUUUGAUCCAGCUAUUGUUUAUGAUCAUCUGGGAGAAAUAUAUUCGACUCUUAUUUUUGGAAGCUUCAUCUUUUGUAUUCUUCUAUACAUAAAAGGUCAUGUGGCGCCAUCUUCCUCUGAUUCAGGUUCCUCUGGAAACGUUAUACUUGAUUUCUACUGGGGCAUGGAAUUGUACCCGCGUAUUGGCAAACAUUUUGAUAUUAAGGUUUUCACAAACUGCAGAUUUGGGAUGAUGUCUUGGGCCGUCCUUGCUGUGACCUAUUGCAUAAAGCAAUAUGAAAAGAACGGGACACUAGCUGAUUCGUUGCUUGUAAAUACUGCAUUGAUGUUGGUUUAUGUUACGAAGUUUUUUUGGUGGGAAGCAGGGUACUGGAACACAAUGGACAUAGCGCAUGAUAGAGCUGGUUUUUAUAUUUGUUGGGGAUGCUUGGUAUGGGUUCCGUCUGUGUAUACCUCUCCUGGCAUGUAUUUGGUCAACCAUCCUGUAAACCUUGGCACUCAGUUGGCAGUAUCUAUUCUAGUAGCGGGCAUUCUUUGCAUAUAUAUCAACUACGAUUGUGACAGACAGAGGCAAGAAUUUCGCAGAAAAAAUGGGAAGUGCUUGGUUUGGGGAAAAGCUCCAUCAAAGAUAGUCGCUACAUAUACCACUACAACUGGGGAAACCAGAACUAGUCUUCUUUUAACCUCUGGAUGGUGGGGUUUAGCACGGCAUUUUCAUUAUGUCCCAGAAAUUUUGGCUGCAUUUUUCUGGACGGUUCCAGCCCUUUUUCAUCAUUUUCUACCAUACUUCUAUGUGAUAUUUCUUACUAUCCUUCUGUUCGACCGAGCUAAAAGGGACGACGAUCGAUGUCGCUCCAAGUACGGGAAAUAUUGGAAACUCUACUGCGAGAAAGUGCCUUACAAAAUCAUACCUGGAAUAUACUAAUUGUAGUUCUUACUUUGUGUAUUACUUACCACAGUCACAAUGCCUUCUGCAUACUCUGUUGUUGUAAACUCAUUUCCCUCACCAAAGUUGGGGUUAGAUUUGAACUCUUAUUUCUAAAAUUAAGUUAUUUUAAGAAUUUUUUUAAGGCAUUUGGGAA